AUGCCUUCGCAAAGUCGCGCUUUUGCGAGCUACCAUGUCUCGCGCAAAAGCGACGAUGGCAUCCCGAAGCUCUCGAAGAACGGGCGUUCGUACUCGGGUAGUAGUGCACAAUAUGGACCCAGGGGUUCGUCUCUAGCCACGAGCACAAUGCCCGGUGUGGCUCCAGGUAGCUUCAGCACAGACUUGAAGACCACAUCCUUUCCUCGAAGUACAGCAUCAAGACCAGAACUGGCCAUGUCCCGUGUUACCAGUAGUGGCCCUAACGAUGACGAUCCAGUUACAGAGUCAGAACAACGGCAAGCCGUUGUGCGAGACAAGAUUGCAAAGGAAAUGAAGAUCAAGCUGGGCACAGAAAAUAUGCUGGAAGCGUUGCAAUCGAAGAAUCCAAAGCAGACCAAAGAGCAGAGACAGAAGGUAGAGAUGGAGCUGGGUUCUUCUAAGCGGAAGCUGCACGAGCUUCAUCAAGAGCUGAACCAAGAGAUUCAACGCGCGCAAACUCCCACAACGCCUCCCAGAAAUCACAUGUCUAGUUACUUCCGUGGCAGCCCGAUGAAGUCGCCGCCUGUCGCUCCAGAUUUGCCAGAUCCAGAACCACCGUCGGAUGCUUUCGAAGGGGAGUCGCCCUCCCUAGUACUGACAGAGAUACUUCAGGAGCUGGAGAUUGAAGGCAUGCAGCCAGACUACUAUAUCGAGCGAGCCAAUACACUGGUUGAGCUUUUCAAACGCCAUCCAACACUUAAAUACGACCUUGCUUGGUCCGUGUUCAGCCUUCGGGUCCAGAUGAUGCUCCUUAGCGACAGUACAGAUGUGGUCGCAGCAGGCUACCGCUUGACGAGAUACGCCAUCGCUGAUCGAUCGUCACUAAAAACGAUUCGAGCUCUUCACACUGACGAGGUGGUGAUCCUGUCCCUGGUGAAGAAGGGAAAUGCAAUACUGGAACGAGAGCAGGCUGUCAAAUUUGUCAGGGCUUUUUUGGAUGUCAAAGAUGGUGUCUUGGAUGUUUCAAGAGCCGUUGUUCGGGCAGUAGUGGCUGUUGCAGAGCAACAUGAUGAUCGAUUGCACCAUAUCUGUAUCUUGACUUUGGCAGAGAUCUUGAUGAGAGAUCCAGCACUUCUCAUCCAAGCUGGUGGCUUAAACACUCUCACCGAGAUUCUGUCGGAAGGCACGUUUCAUGCAUCCGAAAGCCUCGCGGUAGGCUUUAUGAAGCUCCUCGACGCUCCCCGUCGGCGAGGGUAUUUGAAAUCUGGCCGGGAAAUCGAAACGUUUUUCGGUCCACUGACAGAUCCUCUCUACUGUAAUGGGCAUGAAGAGCGACUCAAGACAAGCGUCAAGGCUGUUGCAGAAAUGUUGAAGUCAUGGUCAGGAUUACUAACAUUAUCUAGGAACAACGCAGCUGCCAUUAGGUCACUGCUAGGUUCGUUACAAUAUCCUACCAUCCAGGCAAAGGACUUAGUUUUGGAACUACUAUUUGACGUGCUUCGAAUCAAGGCGCCUUCGUGGUCAUCGACUUUUCUGGCCGGGCGACGAUUGACGACAUAUGGGCGAGGUUUACAUGCACACCACGAACCAGCGAUCAAAAGGCUAAAACACGAUACCGAUCACGAGUCUCAACGGCAAGAUCUGACAUCACAUUUCUCGACUCUUGUUCUGGCAACACUACUGAGAGCUGGUCUUAUUGAAGCUCUAACAAACAUGAUCAAAAGCGAGGAAGAUCUGGCCAUAAACCGGAAGGCCACUCUUUUGCUUACAGAAAUUCUAAGAUUGGCCAACUACUGUCUUCCUGAGCCUGCUCGCUCUGAAAUUCAGGUUCUGAGCGGACUCGUGACGGAAAGAACGAUAUCCGAUGCGGAAGAGUGUGCCAUUAACGCGGCACUGAUCUUCCAAAUCGAGAGUAUUAAUCGAACGCUGAACCGUGUCAGUAGCAUCACAACUGUCAGCCGAGCUUAUGAUUCCCGUGGGGACAUUCAUCUUGGUUCGCCAUUGGUCGAUAAGUCGAAACUCAGUGCCUCUAUGGAUGCCGAGCAGUUUCGGCAAGCUGUUCUCGAUACCCAAGUGCCAAACCACAUUCAAUUCAUCAAGUGGAAAUGGGACCUCAUACACAGCAUUAUUGAAGGUCCUUUGACAAAUCCGAAGCGAGUCGAAGAAGUGCUGAACUCCAAAUUCUUGAAACGCUUGACUGCUUUCUACAGGCCUUUUAAGUACCGAUUCUCAACGGUGCGGAACACGAGACCCAACCAAAGAUAUGUGAGAACUGGCUGUGCUCUCAUCAAAAGUCUUAUGCAGACUGCCGCGGGGAUUCAAUAUCUGACUGAGAAUAAGCUCCUCCGGCAAGUGGCAGAAUGUAUGGCUCAAGUAGACAGACUGAGUGGCCUGACGUCUACGUCACCCUUUUUCGACCGAAGCCAAAUGGUUGAAACCCUUAGCGGAGGAUACUUUGCCAUGGUCGGUACCCUCAGCCAGACUUCCGAUGGGAUCUUGAUGAUGCAGAAAUGGCAUAUGAUUAACAUGUUCUACCACAUUGUAGACCUUCAUGAUCGGGAGGACCUGGUUGAGACGCUGCUGGGGAACAUGGAUUUCUCAAUUGAUAGUCAUCUUCGAGUGUUACUGUCAAAGGCACUUACAGCAGGAUGCAAGCAGAUUCGCAUCUUCGCCACGAAGCUAUUGCGGCGAUAUGCCAUAAGUAACGAGCUGUCGAACGCAGGUGAUGUUGCUUCUGGCUCGAGAUGGGUACUCAAUCUCCUGCUCACCCAGCUCUACGAUCCUGAUGUUGAAGUUUGCGAGAUUGCCGUGAAAAACCUGGAAGAGGCUUGCAAUCGUCGAGACCAUUUGGAGUACGUGGUAAAGUGUCGACCCUCGUUAGAUCAUCUUGGGGAGAUUGGGGCACCACUGCUGCUUCGGUUCUUGUCUACCUCUGUUGGCUACCACUACCUUGACGGACUGGACUAUAUCACCCAGGAAAUGGACGAUUGGUUCUUGGGCCGAAACGACACGUAUGUAACAUUGGUGGAAGCCUCACUCGCGCGUGCCUAUGCCGAGCAACCUAGCCACAGCCGGAACACAUACAGUAGUAAUGACGAUAUAUUGGAGCUCGAAGAUCUCGGUGUUGUACCACCGCAUUUCUAUCGAGAGCUUGCUCGAACUGAGGAGGGAUGCCGGCUGUUAGAGAAAUCCGGCCAUUUCAACGACUUCGCAUCUGUAGUUCGCGACUUCGAACUAGACGAAGAGGAUGAUGAGACGCUUACCAAGGUAAAGGGCUGCUUGUGGGCCAUUGGGAAUGUGGGAUCAAUGGAAUUGGGAGCAACGUUCCUCGAAGAGACCGAAAUCGUUGGCUCAAUAGUUAGGAUUGCAGAAGGCGCCGAAGUGAUGUCGUUACGGGGCACAGCGUUCUUUGUUCUCGGGCUGAUGUCAAGAAGCAAGCAUGGAAAUGAGAUGCUGUUGGAGCUCGGUUGGAAGUCGGCAGUUGACGAGCGUGGCCAAUCGUUAGGGCUGUGCUUGCCAGACCAGCUCAGCAGGCUGUGUUCGGUAACAUUCCGGCAUAACUCUACCGACGAGUCCAAGGCACUCAGAGAGAACGCGGAGAAGUACAAGGCUGCCGCGAUUGAUGACAAUCCCUUCCACGCCAGAGUGCUGAAAGCGGUCAUCGAGAUGGGCAAUACCGUGCUGGCGAAGAAGGUGGCAGUCGAAUUGAAUGGCCUCAAAAUCCGCCAUCAAAAUGCUUUCAAGCAGGUCUCGCUCUUCAAAAAAACAUUAGCACUGCUAGAAAGCCAUCAUUAUCGGUUGUGGCAGCGACAAUUCAUUCUUGAUCUUUUCGACAAAGGCAUCAUCAGAAGAAUUGUGCUAGAGGAAGAUAUGGAGGAUGAGAUGGAAGCAAGUACGGGUUGA
Molecule: messenger RNA, 3882 nt
Organism: Endocarpon pusillum Z07020
Lineage: Eukaryota; Fungi; Ascomycota; Eurotiomycetes; Verrucariales; Verrucariaceae
Exons: 2
Coding region: 1-3882 (1293 amino acids)
Biological process (GO): TORC2 signaling
Cellular component (GO): TORC2 complex
Source: RefSeq, a predicted model, not a curated record